AUGGCGGCACUGGAGGACAUCCUUGCCCCACCAGCGCCCCGGCCGGAGGCCUAUGUUGAACCCAUCUCGCAGCUGCACAACCAGGCCCAUCAAAAUCUCACCGUUGAUGGCUUGGAGAGGGAAGACGAGGAAGAGAUUCGGAACCCCCCCAGCACCAGGAGGCAGCUCGAGCGCAUGCACCAGCUCUUUCGGACCAACCUGAUUUCAGACAAGCAGGGCAACGUCCUUUCUGCAAAGGAGCCCUGGUCCUGGGUGCAAGCAGGUGACCCACGUGCCUGCCUUCAAUGGAAUGAAGAUCCACAUGCCAGGAAACCUGUGGCAGAUCGUGCUCGGAGAACAGACCUGCAGCAGCUGCACCAGGCACCCUCAUCUGCAAGCGAAAAGAGGUAUGGCAUUGAGCCAGAUGUGGUGACCUUGGCAGCGGCGGUGCACAGCUUUGCACGGGGAAAGCGACCUAAGAAAGCUGAGGAAAUGUUCGAGAUGAUUUUGAUGCGUGGACAAACCCGUGCAGAUGUUGUUAGCUUCAAUGCCUUGAUCGAUGCAUGGGUGAAAGCCGAAGAUGUCCAGCGGGCCAAGUACUGGCUCGAACGGAUGCUGGAGGUCGGGGUGGAGCCAACAGUGAUAAGCUAUACCACAGUCCUGAACGCCUACGCAAAGCAGGGCAACAUUGAGGCAGCUGAGGAGAUCAUGGAGCAGAUGAAAAGCAAGCAACUGGAG
Molecule: messenger RNA, 717 nt
Organism: Durusdinium trenchii
Lineage: Eukaryota; Dinophyceae; Suessiales; Symbiodiniaceae
Source: the annotation of a GenBank genome assembly